Rhinichthys klamathensis goyatoka is the source of this 574-nucleotide messenger RNA. RefSeq names its product olfactory marker protein b (gene ompb). Bases 107 to 574 code for a protein of 155 amino acids. The record is from RefSeq and is a predicted model, not a curated record. The transcript has a single exon. Gene Ontology annotation, biological process: signal transduction; sensory perception of smell. NCBI's taxonomy places the organism in Eukaryota, Metazoa, Chordata, Actinopteri, Cypriniformes, Leuciscidae.
AGGUCACACGGUGGAUAACAAGCCUAAUUUGGCAAGGCAAGAAAAGAAAAAGAAAAACAAGGAGAAGAAAUUUGCAGUCAGGUUUCAAAACAUCUUCACUAGGAACAUGUCUCUUGAGUUGAUGUUCAACCCUGAUAUACAGCUGACAGAGAUCAUGAGUCUGCGCGUACAGUCUCUGCAACAGCGGGGACAGAAACGCCAGGACGGAGAGCGUCUACUGAGGCUCAGUGAGCGCGUCUACCGCCUGGACUUCUCCGAACAGGCCCUGCAUUUCACCCGCUGGAACAUCCGCAUGUCCACCCCUGGCCGCCUCAACAUCAUUGCCACCUCCCAGCUCUGGACGCCCGACCUCACCUAUCUCAUGACCCGCCAGCUCCUCGAACCGACAGGGCUCUUCUGGAAAAGUGCAGACGACGAUCUCAUCCAAUGCUAUGAGGCUGAUGCCCAGGAGUUCGGCGAGAGGAUAGCCGAGCUGGCCAAAGUCCGUAAGGUGAUGUAUUUCCUGUUCGCUUUUGAAGACGGCUUGACUCCGGAGAGCAUCGACUGCUCCAUUGAAUUCCAGAUCUCCAAGUGA